AGUGCGCAAUUGCGCAGCGCACAGACCGGGCUCUGGGUGCAGAGACAGGAGAGUGCUGAGUGCAGCAGCAGCUCCUGACACAAUGACUCUUCUCCUGCUAAUGGGAAAUCUCCGAUUCACCAUGAAAACACAAGUUUCUAACUGUGCCGUGGAUGGACCCAGACCAGUCUGUGGAGACAUUAUGCUGUUGUUUAAAUGCGUUUUGGGGAGCAUGAGAAUAGGCGCUGCCUGAGGACUGUACCCACCAUGCACGCGGUGGACAUAGCGUGUACCCUGCUGCUGUUAGGGAUCAUCGUGGUGUCACUGCUAUCCAAUGUAGUAGUGCUGAUCUGUUUUUUGUACAACCCUGAAAUCCGUAAACAGGUGCCUGCGCUCUUCAUUCUCAACCUGACGUCGUGUAACCUGUUGCUCAGUGUGUCCAGCAUGCCGCUGACAGUAGUGGGACUUGUCACUACCGGACAUCCCGGAGGAAGUGUACUGUGCCAGCUAGUGGCAUUCCUGGACACUUUUCUCACUACAAACUCCAUGCUGAGCAUGGCCGCGCUCAGCAUAGACCGCUGGGUGGCCGUGGUGUUCCCGCUGAGUUAUCACUCCAGGAUACGGCACCGGGACGCUGUCAUCGCGCUGGGGUACACGUGGAUCCAUUCGCUGUGUUUUUCUGCUGUGGCCUCCUGGCGUUCGUGGCUUGGGUACCAUCACCUUUACGCCUCGUGCACGACGUGUAAUUCACGAGGCAAAGCCUCAGGAACACAGUACGUGGUCUUCACUGUGCUCCUCCACGCGCUCAGCUACUUCCUCACGCUGGUGGUGCUGUGCGUAACCUACAUGAAGGUGCUCAAAGUGGCCCGGUUCCAUUGUAAGCGCAUCGACGUGAUCACCAUGCAGACACUGGUGCUGCUUGUGGACAUCCACCCAAGUGUGAGGCAGCAGUGUUUGGAUGAGCAGAGACGCAGGAGGCAGAGGGCCAUCAAGAAGAUCAGCACCUUCAUUGGCACAUUUGUGGUCUGCUUCACUCCAUACGUGCUUACAAGAAUUGUGGAGUUGUUCUGCCUGGGGCCCAUUGACCCUCACUGGGGCAUCCUGUCUAAAUGCCUGGCCUACAGCAAAGCAGCCACUGACCCCUUUGUCUACUCACUGCUCCGCCAUCAGUACAGGAAGACUUACAGCAACCUACUCAACAAAGUGCUCAAGAGGAGUCCACUCAAUGCAUCUCAUAACAGCACAACCAGGAGUUACAAUACAGUCAACAGUGUUCAAAUCGACAAGCUGACAGACCAAUGACAGUCUAGAACACAUAGAGAUGGGACCAAUCAUAUCGCAGGAUGGUGUAGCACUGAACAGAACAAGCCUGGAGUAAUUAGUUUGUCUGCAGUUUUAUAUAUGUGCCAAAAGGUUUACAUUUUAGAUAGAAGAUAAUUUUAUAAAUAGUUUGAAUACAGCCUUUAAAGUGUAAGAUGUUGUAUUUGGUUAGAAAGAGUUAAAUAAAAAUGUUUAGGAUGUCUAUUAUUUAAAAUCAUAAAAGAUAAGAUCAAUAUUUUGAGCAAGUGCUACUACCAUUAUUUAUUUUGUUUAAAAUGCUGUUUAAUGUUUAAAAAGGAGUUGUGACAUUGGCCUAAAUUUGUUUGACUAUUCUUCUGUAGCAAGUUGUUUGGUCCAUAAAACAGCAUGGGUAUGCACUGAUGAACAAAGGCUUCAUUUCACCCGUGCCUUCAGACAGAAUCAAACACCUUUUGAUUGGGUUACAGAUCUGUGGAGUUUGCUGUUCCAUAUUUUGUAGGAUUGAUUAUUGAUUGUGGUACUGUAGCAUUUGAAUAUUUUACUGUUAAUAUCUCAACUUUAAAUGAGUUUUUAAGUAAGUGCUGCACCAAAAGAGAAACUGUUUGGUGACAAUAUACAGAACUAAGUGACUGCAAGAGUUAGAGAGGUCAAAAAUGUUGCUACAUCUGCAGAAGUGCAGAAGAAAUGCCAGUGUGUGAGAUGGGAAAGACCCAGGAUGUACCUGAUUAAGUGAAUGUACUGUUUAUAGGAGAGUUAUUGUUAUUGUAGGUUCAGACUUUAUCGUCUGAAGACUGUGAGGACCUAAAGUAUAUUUUGUUUUGUGAUAUUUGUCCCACAUUUGGUGCUAAAUGUGUUUGUGAAUAUUCUGCAUUAAAUGCUGUGCAUUUGGCAUUCCCA
Molecule: messenger RNA, 2175 nt
Organism: Periophthalmus magnuspinnatus
Lineage: Eukaryota; Metazoa; Chordata; Actinopteri; Gobiiformes; Gobiidae
Gene: gpr26
Product: G protein-coupled receptor 26
Exons: 3
Coding region: 196-1281 (361 amino acids)
Biological process (GO): adenylate cyclase-activating G protein-coupled receptor signaling pathway
Cellular component (GO): membrane
Molecular function (GO): G protein-coupled receptor activity
Source: RefSeq, a predicted model, not a curated record